AUGAGUUAUGCAGAGUUACUCCCAGUAUUGAUCCGGGAAAAGUUGGUACAGACUAGACCACCCCCUACUAUACCCUUAACUUUUCCUUGGUACUAUAAGGCAGAUGAGACGUGCGCUUUCCAUCAGGGUGCACCAGGGCAUAAUGUGGAAAACUGUUAUCCCUUGAAAUCGGAGGUACAUAAAAUGGUGAGGUAUGGCCUUUUUUCCUUUAAGGAUGUCAGUCCUAAUGUCAAAGAUAAUCCUCUGCCAAAGCAUGGAGGAGCGAAUACUGUUAACAUGGUUGUUGGUUGUCCAGGGGACUUCCGCAUUUAUGAUAUCAACUUGGUUAGAGGAGACUUGGUAAAGAUGCAUGUAGACCUUUGCAAUUUUAUUUACUAUUAUCAUGACCAUGCUGGUUGUGGUAUUUGCAAUAAUGAUAUACAAGGUUGCGAUAAGAUAAAGGUAGAGCACCACUAUGCAUCUUGCUGGGUUUGCUGCAUGGAUUCCCGAGGAUGUUCCCUUGUAAGAAGAGGUAUUCAGUUGUUAUUGGAUAAUGGAACUAUAAAGGUUUUAAGCCAAACAGAUGAUUACCAUGAGGUUAAUAAGAUUAAAGUUUGCUUGGCUGAGGUUGAAUCGGAUGAUGAAUAUGCUUCUGCAUAUGAAUUAUUUUCCUUAGAUGAGGAUAUGUUCUCCGGCGAUUAUUCUUUGGCACCCAAAUUUUAUGAAGAAGGUGUAAAUUUAAUUGUGCCUUGUUUUAAUGAUUAUGUCCCUGUUGAGAUUGAAUAUUGUAGCAAGCCAGUUGUUGCCCCAGUGGUGAUUUGCUUGCCAGGGCAUGUUCCUUACAAAUCAGACAAAGCUGUACCGUACAAGUACAAUGCUACUAUUUUAGAGGAUGGAAAUGAUAAUAAUGGUAAGAAAGUUAUGGAAAGUGUUAAAAAUAAGAAAGCUGUAGGGGAGUCCAGUGGUGCUACCCUGAAGAAAGAUGUGGAUGAUAUUUUUAAGAUUAUCAAAAUGAGAGACUACAGAAUUGUAAAUCAGCUGUUGCAGACUCCUUCAAAGAUAUCUAUCCUAUCAUUGUUGAUGAAUUUUGCUGCCCAUAGAGAAUCUUUAAUGCGGGUGUUGGAUCAAGCCUUCGUGGUGUGUGAUAUGACGUUAGAUCAAGUCACCAAUGUGGUAGGUAAUACGUCCUGUAAUAACCUAAGCUUUUGUGAUGAUGAAUUUCCUGACGAAUGGAGGAAUCAUAAUUUGGCUAUCCAUAUAUCCAUGAACUGUAAAAAUGAUUCAUUGUCAAAUGUGCUGAUUGAUAAUGGGCCCGCCAUAAAUGUUAUACCGAGGAGGACGCUGAUAAAGCUGAAGUAUCAAGGGGCUCACAUGCACCCAAGUGAAACGUCCUUACUAUUUCAUUUUCCAUUCCUUCUUCUCUCUCUCUCACGACUUCUUUUUAUCUCUUCAAUCGUUCUUCCUUCUCUCCAGCAAACCCUAGGUUUCGACAUCGGAGGGCUUGGAGCUACCGGUGGAGCGGAUCUUGGCUUCGGUGGGCAUGGAGGUGCAUGUAGUAGUUCUAGUGCGGUGACUAGCACUGGCCGGUUGCAAUUCUGCGGUGGACAAUGGUUUUAUUGGUGUCAAAGGUUCCCUCGUCAGUUUUAUUAUCUCUUUCAACAAGAGCUGCUUCAUUUGUUCAGGUCAAGAAUUUGUGUAAUCUUGAAGUCUUUGAGUAAAGGAUUGGAAUCAUGGAAAAGGAAGAUGAAGUUGUGUGAGGAACGAGUAGUGAGAUAA
This is a messenger RNA of Vicia faba (fava bean), 1755 nucleotides long. Lineage: Eukaryota; Viridiplantae; Streptophyta; Magnoliopsida; Fabales; Fabaceae. The record is from the annotation of a GenBank genome assembly.